ACGCAAAAUUCAUAAGCGUCGCCGACUUCAUCGCAGAGCUCGAAUGGUUACUCUGGGGUUUCCGUUCUUUUAACCAUCCCUCCGAGCCUCUCUCUUUACCGCUCCGCAGGACGAGACGAAAUUAGAAUCGGAGCUUCCCGCACUCUCGCUGAUCUACACGCAUGUUCAUAUGGGCCAUCGCUUGGAGUUCUGUGGCUUCUGAUUAGUUUCAAUUCAUCCAAUUCUGUCGCUGAGCGUGGCGCUUCUGCAUAAGGGUUCCUGUCAGAAUGGAUGAGGUCGUGCAGGCUGUCGAGAAUCUGAAGAAAGAGUGGGAUCGGACUGUCGUGCAAAUCCAGGAACGCAUCACAGCGAUUGAAGGAUGUGGAAAGUCUGGAAGGGGGACGGAGGAAGCAAAUUCUCUUCCUAGACUGAAUGGUGCUGCACAGGAUGGUCUGACGGUCCUUAGAUCGAUGCAGUUUCGGCUUGAUCUUCUUUCCCAACAGCUGCCUACGAUUGAAGAAUCACAGUCUGCAAAUUCAACUUUAGAAUUAUGGAAGAAACAAUACCAGAAUUUGCAUAUGAGUUUGAGGAAUGCUAACUUGCAAGCAAAGAACAACAUCCGGAAAGCUGCUCAGGAGGAGAGAGAGCUUCUUUUAGGAGGUGGAGAAGAAUCUACAAUCCGCCGGCGUAAUUUACAGACAAAGGCUGGGAUAACAUCUGCUGCAGAAAGCAUUACCGAGAGCCUUCGGCGGACUCGUCAACUGAUGGUUCAGGAGGUGGAAAGAAGUGCAAACACAUUGGGCACUUUUGAGGAAUCAACAAGUGUUUUAACGAAAGCUGAAGGCGAGUACAAAGGACACCGCUCUUUGCUGAUGCGCACUCGUCGCUUGCUUUCCACAAUGCAACGUCAAGAUAUUAUUGACAGGGUGAUACUGGUGACUGGCCUUCUCAUGUUCUUAUCUGCGGUGCUGUAUGUUGUCUGGAAACGGGUUGGGCUGCUGAAGUUGCAGAGGAAGCUGUUUGCAGCCAUCAAGGCAGGUUCAAAAGUAGAGGAAGAGGUGGCUGUGGAAAUCCAGAGAGUGGCAGUUGGAGAUGGUUUGAGUCAUGCACCAGCUCAUGGCAACACAGUUCCACUAGCAGAAAUACCAGGGCCACAUCUCUACGAAGAACUUUGAAACAAUCAAUUCUACAGCUUUAAGUUUUAUUGUUCUAUUCUACUUGUGUUUAGUACAGUAAUCCCUUUCGGGCUAUUGCUAAAAAUUGAAGAUUCUUUUUUGUACAAAAUUUAAUCAUGUUAAGUUGAUCAAGCACUGUAUGCUUAUCAUAUUUGAGAAUGGAGGUGGCUUUCCUUGGA
Molecule: messenger RNA, 1333 nt
Organism: Phoenix dactylifera (date palm)
Lineage: Eukaryota; Viridiplantae; Streptophyta; Magnoliopsida; Arecales; Arecaceae
Gene: ATSEC20
Product: Sec20 family protein
Biological process (GO): retrograde vesicle-mediated transport, Golgi to endoplasmic reticulum
Cellular component (GO): SNARE complex; endoplasmic reticulum
Molecular function (GO): SNAP receptor activity
Source: RefSeq, a predicted model, not a curated record